UGUGGACGUCGGAGGUUAGUGGUGUCCAAGACGCAUUCUCAGCCUGUGCCGUCUCCUCUGCGCCCGUUCGCAUAACCGCCUCGGCGUGCAAUAUUCAAAACUGCAGUAUUUCGUCCCCACCCGUGAUCCCGGUUCACCUCCCGUGACUUAGUGCUCAAUCCCGUCAUCUAGUCCCUAGUGUUUUCCCCCUUUUUUUCGUCGCGAGCUGAUUAGUUUCUGAAUCAGCGGAUUUUUCAAGUGGUCCAGAAUUUUCCUAAGAUUUAUACGUUAUCAACUCCAAUUUUUAAACCUGUGAUCAUAUUCAACCGGCACCAAUUAAAUUGCGAAUUUUCUCGACUGCUCCAUUGAUUUAAUUUUAAGUGCGGAUCAACUUACAAAUGAUCAAAGUGCGCUCAAACUAAACCAAAGAUAUCAGUGAUAAGCGAAUACGGUUAAACGUGCCAGCGCUAGCACGUUUUCGGACUGCGGCCGAAUUUCUUGUGUUGAAAAUCUCGACAAGUGCUCAAAAUGGAUGGAUAGAUACUGUGUUACGUUAGUGCACGGAUAUGGAUUUUAACGUUAUUGUAUGAUGGUGGAAAUUUAAGGAAAAACAAUCAUCAUGAUUCGCACCCAUAAAUCCAUCCUCUCGAUACCUCGAGAGUCUCAUGGAGCACCUGGAUCUCACGUAGUCAAAAAAGAGAAAGUUUUGAAAUUCUCUAGCAAUGAAUUCACAAUGUUACCUAUCAAAAAGGAGUGCCUCGAUGAAGCCUGCGGCUCAAUGCAAAAAGUGCCUUCACUUAGUGACCUUUCCGACCCGGAAAACUCAGUUGAUAUUCCCACUCAAGUGCCACCUCUCACACCGGGGACGAAUAAAAAAAUGUCCGAUGCCUUAAAAGCCUCCUUUGCGUCAUGGGAAAAGGAGCAAAUUCGACUGAAUAUUGAAAAAGAUCCCAAACAAUGGACAGAAGAACAAGUUGCUCAUUGGGUGUGUUGGGCGAUGAGGGAGUUCUCUCUCGAUAGCAGUUCGCCGCAGCAGCUUUUCAUGAAGGGGAAAGAUAUCUGUGCCAUGGGGAAAAACUCAUUCCUCGCUAGAGCGCCCAUGUACCUAGGAGAAAUUCUGUGGGAACACCUAGAAAUGCUUCAAAAAGAAGUAGAAUUGGACCAAGCGUCUCUCGAAAAUGUGCCACCAAUGUACGACUCAACCUGUGUCCCUGAUCUCAGUGCUUUGUUAGGAACUUAUGAACAAUCGAAUAACUCAAAAUCGGCCGUCGCUGCCGCAAACAACAAUAACAACGUUCCUGCCGCCAACCAGAACACAUCUUCGACACCUUACGGCAAUGGUUACUCGUCUCAGCUGAGCGGUGAAUCGACGUCGCCGGAGGGCCACAGGACGCCGCUGCCGGACGACACGGGGAACAGCAGCGCCGAGGACACGGGCGGCGGCGGCGGGGGCAGCGGGAGGGGCGGGGGCACGACCCCCUUCUCGCACCCGCCGGCAGCGCCGCGGCCCCAGGGCGGCGCGUACCCCUCGCCGGGGGCCCCCGCGGGAGUGAGGGAGGCCGGCGACUACCACUCCCUGGAGUACGCUCACCACCACCACCACCACCACCAGCAGGACUCCCCCGCCUACGCCACCGAGUCGUCCCCCGAGUUCUACCCUCCCACCAGCACCAUGUGCGCCACAGCCAAAUACCACCACCAGUCAUCCCCCUAUACUAAAAGUAGUUUUUCUAGAUCUGGUCGAUACUCACAACCUGAGCGGUACACUGAAGGUUAUAGUUCACCAUUUGAAAGCAAUGAGUUCCAGCAGGUGCCUGGGAGCACUUCGACGGACGCCCCUCACUGGACUACAACUGGUGCUAGCGAUGCUUUACCUUUAUCUCACAAUAGCAGUGGAUUCAUUCAUCCAGCCUCUAGGGAACCUCAUUAUGAUAUCAAGCCUUCACUCCCGCCACCAUCCAUGCUAAGCUCUUAUGCUGGCCGAUACUCACAGCCGGAGCGAUACACUGAUGGUUAUAGUUCACCUUUUGAAAGUAAUCAGUUCCAGCAAGUUCCUGGCAGUACUUCGGGUGAUGUCCCACACUGGGCAACUGGUGCUAGUGAUGGCCUACCUUUAUCUCACAAUAGUAAUGGUUUUCUCCAUCCAAAUUCUAGGGAUCCUCACUAUGAUAAUAAGCCUCUACUUCAGCCUUCUAUGUUAAGCGCUUAUACAGGUGGUGGACCUUGUUUUACAGGGAGCGGGCCGAUACAGCUGUGGCAAUUUUUGCUAGAGCUGCUAACAGAUAAAUCUUGUCAAGCGUUCAUAAGUUGGACAGGCGAAGGCUGGGAAUUCAAGUUAACAGAUCCUGAUGAAGUUGCAAGGCGCUGGGGUGUCAGGAAAAACAAACCGAAAAUGAAUUAUGAAAAAUUAAGUCGUGGUCUACGGUAUUAUUAUGAUAAGAAUAUCAUUCAUAAAACUGCAGGCAAGCGAUACGUCUACAAAUUUGUCUGCGAUCUGCAAAAUCUUCUAGGAUGCAGUCCUGAGGAGUUACAUGCAAUGGUUGAUCUCAAACUUGAAAAGAGAGACGACGACUGAAUCAGUAAAGAAUCACUAAAUUAGGAAUCUUUUUUUAAUUUUUCAAAGAAAAAACUUUUAAAAAAAGAUGAAAUUGUGCAGGAAAUAUUGUAUAUAAGAGACAUUAACCUGCACAGAAUGCUUUAUGUGGAUCCAUGCGUGUUUAGUUACUUUGUCUUUUUUCUCAAAUUAGAACAAAGGACCUCUGCAUAGAUACAUUGGAACAAAUUAUGUGAUGUAAUUGUAACGGAUGAGUUUAUAUAUUGAUAAUUUUAUGUUUUUAUCUAUUUAUGUACUUGAGUUGCAUGCUUUUCUCAGCAACUACCCACGAAGAACUUUUAACUAAAGUUCGUAAUCAAAACUUCCUGUAAAUAUAGUUGUGAAACAGAUCUUUCUGUUUUCUCUUUACUUUUUUCAUAGAUUUUUUAACUGUCAUGCCAAUGAGCUUAUAUGAUCCUUUUUGUGAAAAUUAAAUGUAAAAAUAAUUUUAAUCUGACCCAGACGUUUUUCUGUGCCUGUGGUCAUGUAUUUAUGUCAACUUACCUUCUAUAUUUUUUCUUUUUUACUUUCAUUGAUAAAACGAACCUAUUAUCGAUACAAAAAGUCUAUAAUCCAAGUUCUUUUCCUCUGUAAUUCAGAAAGAUUCAAAUUCUACAUUUUUAAACUGUGAAAAGGACUGAGAACUCUCACAUCUAAGUUUUGAAUGUGUCCUCUUUACCAUUUAGCUAGAAUGUUUUGAUCCAUGUAACAAUAAAUUUAGUGUUGCAUUUCCCCUUAUUGGCUCUCAAAUUAAAUGCCUCACGUUUGUAAUGAUGAGUCAAGGAAGAAACAGACAAACCGUACUAGAAGUAAGCAACAUUUGAGUUUUCAUGCUGCAGCAUUUUUCUUGAAGUGUAUACACAUUGUAUAAUAUUCUGUGCAAUAAUAACAAAAUCUAGACAUUUGCAAAGACCUGCAUUAUAAAAAAGCCCAUACAUACUAUUUUGAUCAAUAAAAACCCCUCAAUUUUUAUCCCAUUAUCUAAUUAUUGUGGAAGUGAGUACCUACCUAUACUUGUGAUUUUAAUGAAAAAAUAAUUGACUUUUCUUGACCGCUCAUUAGUAAAUUCUGUGGAAGGCUGAGAUGAGUCAUUUUGUGAAGAAAGUGAUCCAAGUUAUCUGCAGAUCUUACAGGACUCAAGACUUAGAAAUGAAAAGUGUAUAAGCUUUGAAAUGUUGGCAGUUGUAGAAAUUUUCUGAUCAGAUUUAAUAACAAUCUCUUGCUUCACUUAGGUUUUUUUUAUUUAACUGUCAAUGGCGCAUAGUAAAUAAGAUAGAAUCCAGAACCAAUGUGCAGAUCUAAUCUAAUGCUAAAAAACAAUGCCUCAUUGAAUGUUUUAUAUUUCAAUAGCUAGAACCAUGUAGUUGAAUUUUCUGGUAAAUCUGCUUUAGAGUUAAAAGUCAAACUUAAUCAUUCAAAAUACUAACUCUUGCUGUAACGCAAAUUACGUAAAUCGUUCAAAUCUCUACCAGCAAAAGUAAUUUACCAACAGCCAUGGUGAGUCAUCAUUUCCUCUACUGGGUCUCCUUUUUUUUCUUGGCCAUGGUCUCCUUCACAGGCUAAAAGCACACCCUAAAAGCAGUUCAAAGCGUAGUAAACUUAUUUUUUCAGUUGGACAAAAACUCCAAAGUGUUGCUUCGGAAGAUAUCACUACAAACGGAUCAAACCCACAAAUAUUUGCCAGACCUUUCAAUUUCAACCCAAGAAAUGAUGAUUCCACUUUUCUGCACAAUUAUAAAGUGAUGUCAUGUUCCAUUAUAGAAUUUGCUAUGAAGUGUGACAUUUCAUGAUAGAGCAAGGUGAUUUUUUUCCUAUCAGUGUUCCUUGUUGCCAAAUCGACAUUCUAAGUCUUCCCAAUAUUAACUUUCUGCAAUUGUAAACUCUCAUGUAGAUCAUACCAGUGCCCUUUUUUUCAAUUUAUUGCUUCAUAAUGAGAAAGUUGCUAUUCAGAAAUGUAAUGAAGAGCAUCCUAUCAUUAUUGAAGUAAUCUCUCUCCUCCGCCUGGUUAUUUUUUUAAGCGCACUGCAGUGUUACAUUUUAGAUUAAGGCCUAGAAAUGUACCAUUAAGCUGCUCCCCCCCCCCCUCUUCUUUUUCAAGAACAAUGAAGAAAUCUGCACAAAACUGAAGUAUUUACAAUGGAUAUCAAUUUGUUUUAAAAUUCCAUUUAAUUUGUCUCACAUUUGAUCUAUGAGUUAAGAUUUCAUAAUUUAUUUUUCUCUCUAAACAUUUUCUUUUGAAAAUGGAUUAUUUUAUGAUCAUAAUUUCAUUAAUUUAAAAGGAAAACAAGGCGGAAAACCUAUGCAACACUUCCCACGGUUUUAAAAUGGUACACUCUCAAUUCAAGUACCUACUCAAUCCACUCAAUAUUAGAUUUUUUUGAAGAACAAAUUUACUUUCUGGCCUCAUAUUUUAAGAUAAGCCCAGAUAGCUGGAAUAGUCAUAAUAAGAAAACUGUAAGCUUUUACAAGAAUUGCCCUUCAUUCUAUCAUUUGUUAAUGUAGAAGGUGCAGGCAUCAAAUAGAAUCAUAUCUUGGAAUCAUUGAAAUUCUCCUGAGAGAUCAAAAUUAUGAUUGUCUAACAAAUGAAUAAACUAUUGAUCCCAUAUCCUCCCAUGAGGAACUUCUUCCUGUAUAGACAAAACAAAGAUUUCUUCAAGCUCAUUUUGUCAGGCUUUUCUCUAUUCUUGAGCGAUUAUUAUCUGUGAACCCUAAUUUUUUAUAUGAAACCAGUUUUUGAAUCUUCUAAUUUCAAAAGACUUAACAGUUAAAUAUGUUUACGCCGCCUCAUUAUGUUUUCAAAAUUAAAGUUCAAUAAAGACUUAGUUUCAUUAUUAAAAUGAAGAAGGGAAAACGUCAUACUUUUAAUUAUUUGACUUUUUUCCCAAACUUUUGCGAUUCAUCAAGACAUACAUUUUUCCCAUUCACUGUUGAGCAAAGGAUGCCAGUUAAGACAAAAUUAAUCUUUUAUGUUUCUCACAAGACUUCUCAAAAGUAUAUCUUCGAGCCUGUCUUAUUUUCAUCCCUAUUAAUGUCGAUUCAAGUCUAGUAUGAAAAGUGCUCUGGUUAAAAUAAAACCGUGCAAGCUACAAAAACAAAAGGAGUUUCUCAUCUGUUGUUAAGAAAUAAGUAACCAUGAAAUAAGAUUAUUGUAGGUGUGCUAAUUUCUUUUCCUCUCAGGGAAAGUUCCUCUUAAUAAUGAAAUCAUUGUACUACCUAAGUUUUAUUGUAUUUUUGUCAUCUUAUAUUGUGGCACAUUAAUUAUUUCAUAAAAUUCUCUGUGGUCUCGCAUCUAAAACCAUCUCCAUCUUUCGAUCCUACACUGUUUCAGUCUCUGUGAGUCAACAUAUUUUUCACAUCUUAAAUUUUCGUUCUUUGAUCUCUAAUUCAUUAGACUCUUUUCUUUCAACAAAAAUCUUUUUUAUCCCCAUUUUAUCAUCAUUAGCUAUCAACUGUAGCCAAUUUAACUGUCCACUCUGGCAUGAGGCACAUAUGACAUGUCUGAAUCAGGUGGGUAUCAGUGAAACUCAGUCGACUGUCAUGCACAGUUUUUAUUAUCAUUCGCACACCAUUUUCAAAAGAAAGUGUUGAUUAAUGAAAUGUGAUUAAAUCUCAAAAUUCAUAGAUUUUUAUAACUUUAACCGUAGGUUAUUCUUGUAUGUAAAUAGAUACCUUGCGUAAUUUAUUUGUUUUGAUUACUGUAGAAUUCCAACUGAAUGAAUUCCCUAUCAGCCCUACUGAAAUACUCAACAGUCAUGGUGUAUAUCUGUUGAAAAGCUCUUUCUCCUUGAAGAUUUUCAUAAAUUAUUUUUCUUCAGCUUAAUUUUAUAUUUACAUUAAUUCACCAUGAUUCAUUCAACCGUUAUGUGCUCCUAAUUUGAUCUUCAAGUACUUAAGCUUUGAUUUUUAAACAAAUUUCUCUGUUUCAGGAGAAAGUGAAUUCAGAGUGAGAAAGCUUAUUUUAGCACAUCUUCUUUGUUCACUUUAUUCGUCUGUUCUUCUUAUUUUAAGCCAAAAGUUAGAAAGGCAAAAACAAGGCUAAUCAAAUUCUGAAUUCCUUUCCGCCAUAGUACCUAAUUGUCAUUAAUUACAUCUCAUGGGCAUUAAAAAGGACCUAUAAAUUUUCCCUCUAUCCUGAGAUUGAACCUUUGAAGUUAACAGACCUAAGAUAGCAUAUAGUGUUUUUCCUAUCAUCAUACAAUGUUAUGUUGAUCUCUCGGAUAGGGAAUCGUCUUUCAAGGUAACUUUUUUCUUCAAAGGCAAGAUCAUCUUUGAUAGAAAUUAUUAAUGCUCCUCAUGUUUUCUUUUUGGAUUAUUUCAAAACGAAGAUGCCAAGUCCAGUAGUUCAAACGUUACUCUCAAAUUGAACAGUUUUUUCACACACUUCGAAAUUAUUUCCCAUUUUCCUUCAUUGAAUUGUAUUUGUUGAAGAGAACUGCUUUGAAUUUUUAAGAUUCUAGAAAUAAAGAUACUAAAAAGUUUAAUCGUAAAUCUAAGUACACUGAUCUGAUUAUAUGGUCUUCAAAUGUACCCAUGAAACAGGAUGUAAAAAAAAUUAUGUCAUAUUCAUCGUAACCACAUUCAAUUUAUUUCAUAUUGUUCAAUGAAUAAAAUAUGUGACCUCUAAGACUAAACUUGCUUUUUUAUAUCAUAUAUUAUAUUUUUUUAACUUGAAAUGUUUGGAAUUCUACUGUCUUUCAAAAUUUAGAAACAGCUAUUGUUCAUGUUUUAAGAAUUCGAUAUUAUACUCAAAAUUGACAUUGUUACCCACGAAACGAAAACCUCUAAGUUUAAAUCUGGUGAAGUAAAAUAUCCAAAGCAAUAGUGUGAAGCAUCAAGUGUCAAGUUUCACUAUUCAAAUAUGUAAUUAACUGUUAUGAAUUAUCAGUUGUCUGAUUAGCUAUUUUGUUAUAUAAUUUUUAUAAAUAUAGUUUUAGACAAUCUUUAAUUGUUAUCGAUUCUUUUUUCAUUUAUGAUGUAAGUUUCUCCCUCUUUUUUAUUAUUUUAUCUAAUUUGUCUCUUCCCCCUCAGUAAAUUUUUGUUAACUGCUUUCAGUUUAUAUUUAUAAUUAAAGAAAAAGUUUAAAAAUCAUCAUUAAAAAAGUCCAAAAUCAAAA
Messenger RNA from Bemisia tabaci, 7685 nucleotides. RefSeq names its product protein C-ets-1. The record is from RefSeq and is a predicted model, not a curated record. Gene Ontology annotation, biological process: cell differentiation; regulation of transcription by RNA polymerase II. Gene Ontology annotation, molecular function: sequence-specific DNA binding; DNA-binding transcription factor activity, RNA polymerase II-specific. Gene Ontology annotation, cellular component: nucleus. NCBI's taxonomy places the organism in Eukaryota, Metazoa, Arthropoda, Insecta, Hemiptera, Aleyrodidae.